Molecule: messenger RNA, 306 nt
Organism: Eimeria necatrix
Lineage: Eukaryota; Apicomplexa; Conoidasida; Eucoccidiorida; Eimeriidae
Exons: 1
Coding region: 1-306 (101 amino acids)
Source: RefSeq, a predicted model, not a curated record
AUGCAGCCCAAAGCUGCGGGAGUGCGUGCGUCUGCAAGGAGACAGCAGCAGCAGCAGCAGCAACCACAGCAGCAGCAGCAGCAGCAGCAACAGCAGCAGCAGCAACAGCAGCAGCAGCAACAGCAGCAGCAGCAACGCACCUUAGGGCUGAUGCAGCGAUACCAAAGGCCUCCAGUAAUGUCCGGCUGCAGCAGCAGCAGCAGCAGCAGCAACCACAGCAGCAGCAGCAGCAGCAGCAGCAGCAACCACAGCAGCAGCAGCAGCAGAUUAUUACAACGUAGGGAUAAGGGAGGGGACAACUAUUAG